This is a messenger RNA of Raphanus sativus (radish), 3977 nucleotides long. Its product is annotated as U-box domain-containing protein 51. Gene Ontology annotation, molecular function: protein kinase activity; ATP binding. Gene Ontology annotation, biological process: protein phosphorylation. The record is from RefSeq and is a predicted model, not a curated record. Lineage: Eukaryota; Viridiplantae; Streptophyta; Magnoliopsida; Brassicales; Brassicaceae.
UAAUAAUCUAUUUAUGAACCAAAGGAAAGUUAUCUUCUCUUCCAAUCCAAACCAAAGACCUUUUUGUCCGAAACCAAAACUCACUAAACGAACACAAUCCGUCGAUGAAAGCCGCCUCCUCCGCCGUUUCCCGGAAAGGAAUCGACGACGAGGAAAAAGAAGAAGAAGAAGAAGAAGUCUGUAAUGUCUUCGACGGCGAGGUAGAUAGCCAGACUCAGACGAAGAGAAGCCACGACGACAGCAAAAACAACCUCAAGGGAUUCUUCACUUCCUUACUCUUGAUGGAGGAGGAGAGCCAGAAGAAGAGCCAGGAAGCCGCUUCCCGCCGCGAAAUGUCCCAGCUCCAGUCUAACUACCGGAAACGAGCAAGAACCAUGUCCGAUUUCUACUCCGAUCUCGCCGAUCACUACGCCGACGCCGAGGAGAGCGGUGACAUCGAUCGGAAGAAAUCACGCGCCUCACGCGCCGCCGUCGCCGUCGCCUCCGUCUCCGCAGCCGAAGCGGAGAGCAGCGAGAUAACCGGAUCGGUUCACGGUACGGGUACGGGUCAGCAGAGGCGGUUAUGGGUCAAGGAUCGAAGCCGGGCCUGGUGGGAAGAGUGUAACCGUUCGGAUUAUCCAGAAGACGAUUUCAAAAAAGCGUUUCGGAUGUCCAAAUCGACGUUUGAGCUGAUCUGCGAGGAACUAAACGCCGCGGUCGCGAAAGAAGACACCGCGUUGAGAAACGCGAUUCCCGUGCGUCAGCGAGUCGCGGUCUGCGUCUGGAGAUUAGCCACGGGGGAGCCGCUACGCCUCGUGUCGAAGAAGUUCGGGUUAGGGAUCUCGACCUGCCACAAGCUCGUUCUCGAGGUAUGUAAAGCGAUCAAAGAAGUUCUGAUGCCUAAGUACCUUCAGUGGCCUGACGACGAGUCUCUAAGGAACGUUAGAGAAACGUACGAAUCGAUUUCGGGUAUUCCGAAUAUCGUUGGGUCCAUGUACACGACUCACAUUCCGAUCAUAGCUCCUAAGAUCAGUGUAGCUUCUUAUUUCAACAAGAGGCAUACGGAGAGGAACCAAAAGACUUCGUACUCGAUCACGAUCCAAGCCGUUGUGAACCCAAGCGGGGUUUUUACUGACUUGUGUAUAGGAUGGCCCGGGUCAAUGUCUGAUGAUAAGGUGUUAGAGAAGUCAUUGUUGUAUCAGAGAGCUAACAACGGAGGUCUUUUGAAAGGGUUGUGGGUCGCUGGUGGACCGGGUCACCCGUUGCUAGACUGGGUUUUGGUUCCGUACACGCAGCAGAACUUGACGUGGACGCAGCACGCGUUUAACGAGAAGAUGAGUGAGGUGCAGAGAGUGGCUAAAGAAGCGUUUGGGAGGUUAAAAGGACGGUGGGCGUGUCUGCAGAAGCGGACUGAAGUGAAGCUGCAAGAUUUGCCUACGGUUUUGGGGGCGUGCUGUGUGCUGCACAACAUAUGUGAGAUCAGAGGGGAGAGGAUGGAGCCGGAGCUGAUGGUUGAAGUGGUUGAUGAUGAGGUUUUGCCUGAAAACGCAUUGAGAUCGGUUAAUGCAAUGAAGGCGAGAGAUACCAUCUCACAUAAUCUAUUGCACCAUGGACUCGCGGUUCGAUUGAUAAAAAUGGCUCGUUACUCAUCGGAAGAUGGGCACGCGCCAGCUAACUCGACGGUGGUCGCCAUUGACAAAGACAAGAACAGUCAUUUCGCUGUUCGUUGGGCCGUGGAUCAUCUCUUCAACAUGAUCAACAGCCCCAACAUGAUUCUUGUCCAUGUUCGUCUUAAAAGUUCAAACCAUGGAGACGAUGAAUUGAAUCAGCUUUUUAUUCCGUACAGAGGUUAUUGCGCGCGAAAAGGGAUUUCAAUGAUGGAGGUUAUUCUAGAAGAUACCGACGUUGCGAGAGCAGUACUGAAUUACGUUAACAAGAACCUUGUGAGCAACAUCGUGGUGGGAUCAUCAUCGUCCUCAAAGAACCCAUUCGCUAGAUCUCUCAAGUUCACCAAGUCCCACGACGUUGCAGCUUCCAUUCUCAAAUCAACGCCCGAUUUUUGUUCCAUGUACGUCAUCUCCAAAGGCAAAGUUCAGUCUUCGCGAGCAGCUCAAAGGCCUAUCACCAAUACGCUUGUCCCACCUCGUGCACCUUCGUCCACAUUUCAUCUCCAAAAUCUACCUGACCCUGACCAAGAUCCCUUGCCUAGGGGACAGCGUAAUUCAAGAAACGCAACUCCGGAGAGGUAUCAUCAUCAUGACAAUGGGUUCAAUACUGCUAGGGAAAGGCGGAGAAGUGCUGCAAAUGGAUCGUUGGACUUUAAUUAUGAUUUUAAGCAGACAAAUAAUGGUCAAAGGAACCCUGUGGGACGUGGUUCGUUUUCUGAUGAAUCGGAUGGUGGUGGGUCCCUCAUGACGGGCUCCAUUGAUCUAAGUGCUCAUAAUUAUGAUUUCAUUGGUGCAUCUGGCUCUUCUGAUGAAUCAGCUUCACAAUCAACUAGAGAUGUUGAAGCUGAGAUGAAAAGGUUAAAGCUUGAACUCAGGCAAACCAUGGACAUGUACAGCUCUGCUUGCAAAGAAGCACUUAAUGCAAAAAAGACGGCAAAUGAGCUUAAUAUGUGGAAAAAGGAAGAAGCUCGAAGAUUCGAGGAAGCUAGGAGUGCUGAAGAGGCAGCCCUGGCUGUUGCGGAGAUGGAGAAGGCCAAGUGCAAAGCUGCAAUGGAAGCAGCCGAGAAAGCGCAGAGGAUGGCUGACCUUGAAGGACAAAGAAGGAAGCAAGCAGAGAUGAAAGCAAGAAGAGAGUGUCAGGAGAAAGACCGCGCGCUUAAUGCUUUGGUACAGAACGAUGUCCGGUACAGGAAGUACACCAUAGAAGAGAUCGAAGAAGCCACUGACAGAUUCGCAAGCAACAUGAAAGUAGGAGAAGGAGGAUACGGACCAGUCUAUAAAGGCACGCUAGAUCACACUCCUGUCGCUAUUAAAGUCUUGAGACCUGAUGCUGCUCAAGGAAAGAAACAGUUUCAACAAGAGGUCGAGGUUCUGAGUUGCAUCAGACAUCCUCACAUGGUUCUUCUCCUCGGCGCUUGUCCUGAAUACGGGUGCUUGGUGUAUGAGUUCAUGGAGAAUGGGAGCCUAGAGGAUAGACUCUUCCGUAGAGGGAACUCGCCGCCUCUUUCUUGGAGGAAAAGGUUCCAAAUAGCGGCGGAGAUCGCUACUGCACUCUCCUUCCUUCACCAAACAAAGCCAGAGCCUCUUGUUCACCGUGACCUAAAACCUGCCAAUAUACUCUUAGAUAGAAACUAUGUGAGCAAGAUAAGUGACGUUGGACUAGCUCGGCUAGUCCCUGCGUCGGUGGCUAAUAACGUCACGCAAUACCACAUGACAUCUGCAGCAGGAACGUUUUGUUACAUAGACCCUGAGUACCAGCAGACAGGGAAGUUAACCACGAAGUCAGACAUAUAUUCGUUAGGGAUAAUGCUGCUUCAGAUCAUCACUGCCAAGAAUCCGAUGGGUCUGGCUCAUCAUGUGUCGAGGGCGAUCGAUAAAGGAACUUUCAAUGAUAUGCUUGACCCGGUCGUGCCUGAUUGGCCUGUCGAAGAAGCUAUAAAUUUUGCUAAGUUGUGUCUAAAAUGUGCAGAGCUAAGUAAGAAAGAUAGACCAGAUCUUGGGAAAGAUAUCGUUCCAGAGCUUGUCAGGUUAAGAAACUUGGGCAUGGACAAUGAAUCAGAUGCAUCAAAUAUUAUGGGAAAAUCUAAUUCAAAAGAGAAACCAUCUUCUUCCAAUUCUGCACAAAGUCCUCAAAUUGAUUUUGAGAGAGAAGAUCAGUUUACAUAUGAAGAUCGUCCGAACAUCCCUGAAAGUCAUAGUGGAGAUAUAGUUAGUUUUUGUCAUGAAUGUAUACAUGAAUGUAAGUUGGUACACAAACGUGUCUUCGCUUGUAGUAAUUUUAUUUGCCUUUGUUCACCCGAGAAACUUGAUGACUAAAUAUUGUAAGACUUC